This is a messenger RNA of Eriocheir sinensis (Chinese mitten crab), 1320 nucleotides long. RefSeq lists its product as uncharacterized. The record is from RefSeq and is a predicted model, not a curated record. Bases 1 to 1320 code for a protein of 439 amino acids. Lineage: Eukaryota; Metazoa; Arthropoda; Malacostraca; Decapoda; Varunidae. The transcript has a single exon.
AUGGGUCUCCUGCUGCAGCUGUUGCCGGUGCUUGCCGUGUUCCUGUUUGGGGCCCCUGCGCCAGGGCUCGCCGUUCCGAUGGCCCCGCAGCACCACCCUUCACACCCAGGACACAACGCCUUCCCCAUGCCUCCCUUUCCACGAGACAACGCCAUCCCCAUGCCUCCCGCGCAACGAUACCCCGUGCCGGUCCCUACACGACACAACGCCAUCCCCAUGCCUCCCUCUCCACGAGACAACGUGCCGGUCCCUACCCGACACAACGCCAUCCCCAUGCCUCCCUCUCCACGAGACAACGUGCCGGCCCCUACCCGACACAACGCCAUCCCCAUGCCGGCCCCUCCCACCCCCAGUCCCGCGGACGUCGAGAUUGCAGUUGAGUUCCUGAGGGCGGUGUGGAAGUUACUUUUGCGCGCAUCUGAGGCACAGCGGCACCAUCCCCGCAGCACAGAGCUUGCCAGCCCUGUGCCAGUUCCCCCCAGCCCCGGCGCUGCCCCGUCGGCCAUGUCCGACGAUGACUUGGCGGCAAAGUUCAUCGUGAUGGUGUGGAAAUUCAUUUGGCGCUCAAAUCAGGAUAGGUUCCACAACGCAGAGGAUGGCAGCCCCCCGCCACCUCCCAUCCUUGAUAUGUCCUCUCUCAAGCCCCUGUCAGCCCAUCGUAGCCCCGGCGCCGCACCAGACAGCUCGGAUGACAAUGACUCUUUGGCAGAGGCCGUCAAGCUGGUGUGGGAGUAUAUGUGGCGCGGCGAGAUGCAGGCACGCCAGCGGCAGGCUCUGCAGUCCCACACUAGCCCGUUCAAGCCACCCAUAGCCCCUUGCAACCCCAUACCAGUCCCUAACAGCUCCAAGCCAGCUCCCCUGCUCCAUCCAGCCCCUCUCACCCCCGCAGCCCCGCAGGAGAUAUUCAACAAGGACGCUGCUGCAGAGGUCACCAGUCUCCUUAGGGAGUGGAGUGACUGGAAGGCGCACGCACGGCUGCAGGCCCACAACACUGAAGUCCUCGCCGAGCUGAGGCAGGCCCUGCAGCAGCUGCUGAACUUCCCGAAGAAAGCCAUCGUGGCGGAGGUCCUCCAGCGGAUAAGAGGAAAAGUUGAUGCUAACCUGGACAAGGUGGUCGUGGGCGUGGACGAUGCCCUUAGGGACCUGUCUCGUCAGUUGAGGGACACGAGGCACCGGCAGGAGCCCGCAGCCCGCAGCAGAGCCAAAAGGAACUUCACAAACGCAAGGGAUGUGGACAUCGCCUUGGUCAUCGGGCUGAUGUUCAUGUCCAUCGUCAUCGUCAUCAUCGGCAACUUAGAUCCUGUGACGCAGACUUAUUAA